Formica exsecta is the source of this 2520-nucleotide messenger RNA. RefSeq lists its product as uncharacterized. Bases 366 to 2003 code for a protein of 545 amino acids. NCBI's taxonomy places the organism in Eukaryota, Metazoa, Arthropoda, Insecta, Hymenoptera, Formicidae. The record is from RefSeq and is a predicted model, not a curated record. The transcript is spliced from 5 exons.
AUAUUAUACAUACAUCGUGACAACAGACCGUUAUGUGCAGACAAGUUUGAAAUCUUCAGAGUAAUUUGGAAUUGUGUUGUGUAGUGAUUGCAAUCGUUUUCCAUUUGCGAAAGAUUUGUUUAUUACAAUUUACAUUGUUGAUUCAAAUAGCAUACGUUAAUAAAGACAUGUGAAAAUGUAGACAGACGAGUAGAAGGAAUAUGGAGGAAAGCCAACUUGUGUAAAAAGAAUUCGAAUUAUUGUAUGUGAAUGAUCGUUAUUUUUGUACGACAUACAAUUUCUUAAUUAAAAGGAUAAAUCUUAUAUUCUUGAAAGAAUAGAAAUUACAUUACAAAAUAUCUAUUUUAUGCACAAUUUGAGUGAAAAUGUUUCGAAUAAAAAGUACACCACAUCAUCCUGAUCAUUCCACUUUUGGGUACCAAUCUGAGAGCUCAGUACGAGAGUUAUCCAAACCUGUAAGAAUUACACAACUAUUUGGAUCAUGUAAGCAGUCACGAAAUGGUCAAACAAAUUCAACUAGUAAAAUUAGAUUGCCUGAAAGAAUCACUCCUUACUUGAAAAGUGCAAAUCGAAAAGGAAAUGAAACAAACACACAUGUAAAUCUGUCUCGUAACAAGAGGAAUGUGCGGCGAAAUUUAAGUUUUACGAAAAUACCAACCAUCACAACUAAAACAGAAACAUCUGUAAUAACAAGUAAAAAUAAUUUAAAUGAUAGUUCGAAAAAAGAAAAUUCACAUUUAUCUACAAGAAAAAGUUUCUUAUUGCCACCGAAUAGCGUAAAGGAUUUCUAUGUUAAGAACAGAUUCAAACAACCCAAUUUUAUAUCACCUCGAAUAUGCAUCUCAGACUACUCUGUGUGUGACAAUAAGUAUCCCAAAAUAUCUGAGAGAUCAGAAACGAAUUGCUCAUCUCCUGUGAGAGUUACAAGUUCACGAAUUGAUUCUGUCAUACACAAAGAAAUUAACAAAACAAUGAUACAACAUUUAUCAUCACAAAUGUUUACUAUGUAUGAUCAGUCUGGGAUAGAUAUUUUACAUUCAGAAUGUACGGACACGAAGAAUGAUGCAAUGGGAAAAGAAAUUGUCAAUAGUUCAAUUAAUGUUGAAGAAAAGAAAUGCUUAUCUACGACUACAAACAAUUAUAGAGAAGACUUGCAUCAAUCUGCACAAGAUGUUGAAAUGAUAAACCAGCCAUGCUUGAAUUUAAACCAUAGCACUAACAAAAAUGAUGAAUAUGUAACUCUUAAUAAGACGCAGCUUACAAUUUUGGCAUCUAAACUGGAACAUGACAUUCGCAGAUUAGAAGAAGAUAUAUUGCCGAAUUUGAGAUUUACAUUUACUACUAUUAUGGAUGUAUUAUCUACGAUAAACAUAACAAAAAAGGAAAGCGAUAACAAUGAUACCAAGAUUACGCAGCAAAUGACUGAAAAUUUAAAUGAUCAUAUAAAAAUGAUGAAUGAUAUAAACACGAAAUCACUAUGUGUGAUCAGCAACAUUAAUACUGAGGACAAUAUUAAUAAUGAGGAAAAUAUUAAUAUUGAAAAAAGUAUUAAUAUUGAAGACAGUCAUAUUCCAAAAGAAGUUUAUAAAACACCUGAUACUAAUUUAAUGAAAUUUAUGAAAACGGAUGUAUGUGGAAAGAACAAUUCCAGAAUUCGGUCAUUGUGUCAGUUUGAUCUUAGUUCCGAAAGCAAUAAGGAAAAUGAUAGCUUUGUAAAUUUAGAAAAUAUGCUGGAUAUCACGAAUAUAAAGUCUAAUGUGACGAUCGUAUCACUUAAAAAAAGCACUCCCGUGUUGAAUAAGUACAAAAACAAGAAAGAAGAGAGACCUUUGAAGGAAUAUAUGGCUUUAAAGUCACGUAUGAGUUGUUUGUUAACACCUAACAUUAAACACUUUAAUAAUUCACAAUCAAAAAAUGAUAAUUUACAUCCUGAAAGUGGUGAAGCAAAAGCUUCCUUGUCGGGUAAGAUACUCGCAGAGCUUUAUAAUUUAUAUGAAGACUAGAUACAUAAUAAUUUCGUCAACCGAUUUUCUCUAUUUUAAGAUUAUUUUCUAAAGACUAGUUUUUUUUAAUGCUGAAGACAGUAAUAUUUCAAAAGAAGUUUGUAAAACUCGUGAUGAAAAUGUACUUGCUGUAUAUCAUCACAUAGUGAAUGUAGAAAAGCAACGCAAGAGAAGAAUCUUAGAAGGAAAACAACUGACUCGGAAUAAAUGAAUUUUAGAAAAUAGAGGGAAUCGGUGUAUUGCAUACAUACUCAAUAUUCCAUACCUAAUAAAUGUUUUAAUCAUAAGUUGAAAUGCGCAAUAAAUAAUCGUUGUAAUAUUUAUUUUAAAAUUAAGAAUUUUUGUGUGUAUGUGUUUUGUAUGCGUGUGUGUGCGUGCGCGUGUGUGUGUGUGCAUGUGCCAAGAAACAGGUUUUAUCAAAGAAUUUUUUUAUAUAAAUAAAUGAUAUGGAUUAACAAAUGUAAUUACUUUUAUGUAUUAUGUAUAGUGUUUUUUUAUAAAUAAAUAUAUAUCAACA